Molecule: messenger RNA, 1398 nt
Organism: Paramecium tetraurelia
Lineage: Eukaryota; Ciliophora; Oligohymenophorea; Peniculida; Parameciidae
Exons: 1
Source: RefSeq, a predicted model, not a curated record
AUGAAUAAAUAAUCGGAUUUUAUUCCAAUAUUUCCUGAACACAAUCCUUUAAAAUUUUAAUAUUACAGCGAAGUUAAGAACGGGUUUUACUUGUAAAAUCCAAAUGAAAUCUAUAUUUUAGAUAAAGCUGAAGGGUGGGCAGAUUUUAAUGGUUGCUAUUAUUAAAGAGAUGGACACCCUGCUGGAUGGGUAUUUGUAAAUUAGGGGGAAUACACCAGGUAUGGCAUGAAUAAAAGAAUUAUGGAAACUGGCAGAAAUAUUUAUUACCCUGAAACCAUUCCUUAGCAAGGAAUGUAGAGUGAAAGAAUCAAAUAGCCGAAGGACUAAAAGUCAUACUAAAAAAGUUCUUAGUAAGAUUUAAAAAACCCUUAAACAUAUUAGAAAUAGGAUGAUUACUAUUAAACUAAUAAAUUUAAUUAACCUUCAGCAACUUUGAAAGAACACUAGCAAGUUUUUCAAAGGUUUGUUUAAGAAAAUAAUAUGUAAUUACAUCAAAUUUACAUUAAAAAAAGAAAUUACUAAACUGGUAAUUAAGAGGAAUAAUAUACAAGUAGAUAAAGAGUUUAAAGUGAAAAUUUUAGAAGAUCAAAUUAUUAAGAAAAUAAAAAUGAAGGUAAGUUUUAUAAUAAAAAACCAAAAGACAAUCAUGGCUAUAAUGAAAAUUAUUUAAAUGUUGGAUCGAACGGGAGAUAAAAUUAUCAUUAGCAUUACUCUAAUGGAAAUUUUAAUAAUUCUGAUCCUAGAAUUCGUUUAAAUUAAUCAACUAAAUCUAAUUACAAUAGGUAUUAAGAAACAAAUUUAAAUAAUUUUAAUAAUAAUGAUCACAAUACUAAAAGAAUGUUGAAUAGGUCUAACGAAGAUAAUCAAAGACGGGUUUAAUAGUUUUAGAAUUAAAAAUACCAUAAUCUAAUUAAAAAUCCAUUUAUUGAAUAAUCAUUCUAAUAAUAAAAUUAUCAAAAUCAAAAGACCAAUUAUUACGAUAAAAGAAAUGAACGCAAUUAAAUUGACUAUUAUACAGAGUCAGAUAAGUUUAAGAGACAAUAAUCCGCUCAUGAUUAAAAAAAUAAAAAUUAUAAUGGAAAUUCAAAUCAUUCUAAUUAUCAAAAUAAGAAUUAUAAUAUAAAUAAAGAUUAUUACAAUUAUAGAUAAGAUAAUAAAGGAUUUUAGAAUGAAACCGCGAGAACAAUAAAUUAAAGAAAUUUAUAAAAAAGAGACUUUUAACAUAAAAAAUAAUAAUCUUAGCAACUUUUGCAUCAUAGCAAUUCUUACUUUUAAUAGGAACAAAACCAGUAAGAUGAAGAGAAAAUAUAUUAUUUUGGAUAGAAAGAUGAUGAGAUUCCAAGAAAAAAUGGAAUUCCUGAAAGAAGAGAAAGAAAAUCAAGAUUAAAUCAACCAUGA